AUGUAAUUCAGGUUUUGUUCCACAAGAUAGUACAAUUUAAAUUAUUCUCCAUAUGUUGCUUAAUUAUCUCAUAACGGUUUAUUUAAACCAGGAUGCAGUGCAUGAUAGCAACGGUCCGGUUUCUUUUGCAGAAAUAGAGAACAACACGACAGCUAGUAUUGUAGAAUUAUCCAAUACUCUUGGUAAUUUGGAUGAGACACAUUGUUCUUGCUCUAAACAUAGCGCAAAGAGAGUUUGGGAAGCAUCACUUUCUUCCUUGAAGUCAAAGAAAGUAAAAGGAGUCAAUCUGGACCAUUUUCAUUCUCACUCUAACAAAAAUCUUGAUCCUGAAAGUGAUGUAUACGAUACCUGCUCUCAAGGAUGCUCUUUAGCCAAUUCAAAGCAUGAGAUUUUAUCAAGUAUUUAUCCUAAAAAUCCAACCAAUCAGUGUACACAAAAUUUCUGUCAAGAAUUUGGAAGUGUAAAUGUGGCAUCAGAGGACCUCAAUUCUGAAGAGAACACAUUAGGAAAACCAUUUAAAAUUAUGCUGAUGAACAUUGCAGACGAAACUAAGAAAACUCAGCUCAUGAAGAGCUUGGAUUGUCUCCUCCAGUUGGUUAAAGGAAAGCUACCGGGAAGGCAGAUUUGUUGACGAGUUGCCUUACAUACUAAAUGAUGAUGACUACAUAUCGAAGUAUCGAGCCAGCCUAAAAGCUGCAGUUCUCAGGGCAAAAGCAUGUUCUUGAGCUUUAUUUGAAGGGUAUGAUGUUUGCAUAUCAGCUCACGCUCAACCACCACCUAAAACUCUAUCCCUGAUAGUCAAGUCAGCCGGUGGAAAUGUAAUUUCUCUGUUAUUGUACAAAUCUCGAGUACUAGGUUUGGUUCUCUAUAUUACAUAUACAACCACUAUAAUAUGGCUAUCCUCCCAUCUAAUGAAGACGUGAAGUUCUCAACAAACAAGCACGUAUACGAAUUCUAGACAUGGGUCAAUAAAUCAUAGACAUGGUGACGUGUCAUUUUUUUCU
This is a messenger RNA of Cucumis sativus (cucumber), 1004 nucleotides long. RefSeq lists its product as uncharacterized. Bases 53 to 631 code for a protein of 192 amino acids. The record is from RefSeq and is a predicted model, not a curated record. The transcript is spliced from 3 exons. Lineage: Eukaryota; Viridiplantae; Streptophyta; Magnoliopsida; Cucurbitales; Cucurbitaceae.